Molecule: messenger RNA, 556 nt
Organism: Argiope bruennichi
Lineage: Eukaryota; Metazoa; Arthropoda; Arachnida; Araneae; Araneidae
Product: U6 snRNA-associated Sm-like protein LSm2
Exons: 4
Coding region: 154-441 (95 amino acids)
Biological process (GO): mRNA splicing, via spliceosome
Cellular component (GO): precatalytic spliceosome; Lsm1-7-Pat1 complex; U6 snRNP
Molecular function (GO): RNA binding
Source: RefSeq, a predicted model, not a curated record
UUCUUAAGAAUUAUGAAUUGGCUGUUUACUAUUUGAUUGAAAGGCGGCUGCAGCUAUUUCUUGAAAUUUGAGAGGAGAAUAAAUUUGAAAUUAAUUUUCUCACUAUCUGGAUUGAUUUUAACGUAUUGAAAUUACGUUACUUCUACCUUAAAAAUGUUAUUUUAUUCAUUUUUCAAGUCCCUUGUUGGAAAGGAUGUUGUUGUUGAGUUAAAGAAUGAUUUAAGUAUUUGUGGAACAUUACAUUCUGUUGACCAGUAUUUAAAUAUAAAGCUAACCGAUAUUAGUGUGACAGAUCCUGAAAAGUAUCCUCACAUGCUUUCUGUGAAAAAUUGUUUCAUUCGAGGCUCAGUUGUAAGAUAUGUUCAGCUCCCAGCUGAUGAAGUGGAUACUCAAUUAUUGCAGGAUGCUGCCAGAAAAGAAGCUGCUCAGAGCAAACAAUAAUAAGGUUAUAUGUGUGUAAUCUGGAUAAAGGCAUGCAUCAUCUCUCUCCAUCAUGCUUUUUGUAAAUAAAUCAUUUUUGUUACAUGUCAUGAAAUAAAUUAUCUUUUUUGUCAAA